GUGUACUCUGCAGAGCAGUGUUCUGCUGACUGCAGAAGCUCUACCUGGCAGGGUAUGUCAGUGCGUCAGCACUAGGGGAUGGAGAGAGUGAAUGAAGAAAGAAAAAAAAACACAGAGGAUCAAUCAGAGUGACUGCAGAGAGAGGAACCUAUACACUGCUUACACAAACACAUCGCUCUCACACGCGCACACACACGCACACAUACAACACACACGUGCUGCUUUUCAUGGCUCUGCUCGCACACACUUUUUUGGAAGUCAGGGAAGGAAUAUGUGGGUUUCCUCUUUUUGAAAUGUGAAGCAGACCCCUGGUGUAGUGAUAGAAGAUGCUACCUGUGUUGAUCUGGGCCCUUGUCUCUCUGAGCUUGGCGGAUAACUUGGACACAGCAUACCCUGAACUGGAGCACUACAGGACCAUCUACGUACAAGAGAAUGGCCCUCGGCUCUCUGUGGUGACAGAGCAGUCCAAAGUUGUGUCCAGGAGGGGGGGUAACGCCACGCUGCCCUGUAAGUUCCACAGAGAUGAGUCGCUUCCUCCCAACCCCAAACUGAGGAUCAAAUGGACCAAGCUGACCUCAGACUACCUCAAAGAGGUGGAUGUCUUUGUUGCCAUGGGUUUCCAUAAGCGUAGUUACGGAAGUUUCCAUGGACGCGUUUACCUUCAGAACUCUGCUCCUAAUGAUGCAUCACUGGUCAUCACAGAGCUCACUCUAGAGGAUUAUGGGAGAUAUAAAUGUGAGGUAAUCGACGCACUGGAAGAUGGAACAGGCGUAGUAUCUCUUGACCUGCAAGGUGUUGUCUUCCCCUACUUCCCUCGACUGGGUCGCUACAACCUCAACUUCUUUGACGCUGAGCGGGCGUGUCACGAGCAAGACUCUGUCGUGGCGUCAUUUGACCAGCUGUACGAGGCGUGGCGUGGAGGUUUGGACUGGUGCAACGCCGGCUGGCUCAGUGAUGGAUCCGUCCAGUACCCCAUUACCACCCCCAGGGAGCCAUGCGGGGGAAAGAACACGGUCCCGGGCGUCCGUAACUACGGCCUGAGAGAUAAGGAUAACAGAUACGACGUGUUCUGUUUCACCUCCAACUACAAAGGGCGGUUCUACUACCUGAUCCACCCCUCCAAACUGACGUAUGACGAGGCCGUGAACGCCUGUCAGAAGGACGGCGCCCAGAUCGCCAAAGUGGGUCAGAUGUACGCGUCCUGGAAGCUAUUGGGCUAUGACCGCUGUGACGCCGGCUGGUUGGCUGACGGGAGCGUCCGUUACCCCAUCACCCGACCCCGCAGGCGCUGUAGCCCAACGGAAGCUGCCGUGAGGUUCAAUGGUUUUCCGGACAAGAAACACAAGCUGUACGGAGUCUACUGCUUCAAGGGCCACAACUGAGGAUCCCCAAUACACUCACACACACUCUCACACUCUAGACAAGCUAUUAUAUUUACAGAGGGGUGGGCCAGGACGGGUGACAAGAGAGAAGGAGGUGACGAGGGGGAAGUUACUGCUAUGAAACAAACACAUUCAAACUGUGACGCUUUCUUUUUGAAUACUGUAAAACGAGAGGUUUGAAACAGCCAUUUACACAAUCCAUUAAUAUUGUUUUUAUCUGGGAUCUGAUAUUGUACGGGGAUAGUUUACACAUAUUUAAGGCUCAUGUUAUUUAAUCUGUUAUUUCUAUUCAGGAAUAGAAAGGGAAGUGGAUAUGUGGGAAGGGGGAGGGAUGGCAAACACCAUGUCCCAGGGUCCUAUGCUGAAGUGGUGCAGGACAGGGCGUGCCAUAGCUUGAAGGAUGUGCUUGGGCUGAGCAUAACACACCAGAGCUUCUAAUAAUGAUACCUUCGGGGUACUUACCUGUCCUGGCCAAACGUACCGAGGACAACAAAAGAGCAAACAUAUUUACAUAAAAACAAAAAGCAAAGAUGGCGUAGAUCAAGCUGUUAUAUAAUUAUAUUCUAGAAUGCAACUAUAGCACAAUGAAAGUCCUGUCUGCUGUCCAUCUUUGCAGGGUGCUACGACAGUGUCAUGUACUUCAUCAUCAUCAGUAAUAGCUUAUUUUACAAUGUGUGUGGACCAAACAUCAGUCGUAUUAUAGAAACGGAUAAAAAGGACAAGCCAACCGUUAGCAUCGUUUAGGUUUUUAACUAUGAAUGUGAGUAUCUAGAAUUGUACUUCUGUCUAUUGAUGUCUUUUGAUAUAUAAGUAUUUACAUUAGGGUUUAUUUUCUCUGCUACGCUAUCCCAGAGUUUUGUGCUCAGUCACAGAACUAAAGUGUUGUAACUAACCCCAGAAACCAAAAAAGAAAAGAAAACGAAGUAUAUAUAUGUUGCACUGAACACUGUGUUUAUGUCUAAAGAAGUGGUCUAGAAGGGAAAAGGUCAAACGUAUUUAGCCCUAAGCAGCAACACAAAAUGCCUGGCAAUACAGUACCAUGUCAUUGAGUAGUAUGGUGACAUGCAGACCUGCAGUAUAACUUGUAUGUUGGACAGUAGUUGUGGUGCCUCUAUGUAUGGCUUAGCCCCUGGUGUGUAGAAACAAAAGGCAUGCGUCUGAGUUUUUGUACUCGGAAGCUUGAAAGCAACACUUGCAGUGUAAUUUCACGUUAUUCAAAACAAAAAAAAAGCUAUUUUUGAUACAACUAGUUUCUUAGUGAGUUAUAAGACCCAGUCACAUCUGUGAAACUGGUUGUUGGAGCAGUAACAGGCUGUUAGCUUGCUAACAAACGCUCAGUUAGUCUGCAUGGGUUAGUCUGCUCCGGUGGACAGCUUAGGCCUAUCUAUCUGCAUGAAUGCAGCACCUGCCUUACCUUCACCCACCACUAGUAGUGCAGCCCACCUUAGAGUAGCCCAGUGAAUUGGCCAGGGAGUCACCCAAUUUAAAAACACUGUUGGUUCCUGCAGGUACAGUGGGCGAUAAGAGACUUCCAUAUAAGAACACACUGUGAAAGGCUGACGUACACUAGCACAAUAGUUUACAGCACUCAACUCCGGCUGGCUCUAAGAGAGCGUUAGGUCAGUACUGGAGUGUUAGCUUAGCGAUACAUGGCUCUACCCAACAUAGCUUAUUGUUGAGUUAGCUAUCCUUGGCUCUGUCCUACAUAGUGAGCUUAUUGUUGAGUUAGCAAUACUUGGCCCUGCCGUGUCCUAUCAUAACCAUGCUGUAGUUAGGACAGGAAUGGUAGUGGAAGGAGUAGCAAAAACGGUCCUCACAAAGACCUGCUGGACACAAGCUAUAUUGAAAUUAGUCUCAGAAAUGGUGUUACUUAGGAAACAAAUGUAGGUUUUACUAAUUUCCCUUGCCAGCAAAGCACAGUGGUGAACAAUUUCGAAAUCGGAAACAUGAGUCUCAACAACGAUGGUGAACACGAAAGAGAGCUGUCAGAGAACGUUACAAAUCUGUCAGGCGGCAUCAUCAAUGCUUCUCUUUAUUUGUAUUCACUUGUCACUUAUUAGCCUUUUUUAACAAAACCCUUUGGUCUGGUUCCGGCACUGUCUAUGACUUACACGUGUUUCACGAUGGAACCAUGUAAUGUAUCAACUAAUUCUAAAAAUGAACAACAAGUUACACAACCAGGUAACCAUUUCCUCCCUGUACUGUUUUGUGUACAUCCUAUAGUACUCAGUCGCAGUAUUGUUUUUACAUAUGGAAGAAACUACUUGGACCCAAAGUCAAGAGGAAAAUAAAACAAUGAAAUGAUUA
Messenger RNA from Esox lucius (northern pike), 3689 nucleotides. It is a transcript of the gene hapln1b, whose product is annotated as hyaluronan and proteoglycan link protein 1b. Gene Ontology annotation, biological process: cell adhesion. The transcript is spliced from 6 exons. The record is from RefSeq and is a predicted model, not a curated record. Gene Ontology annotation, molecular function: hyaluronic acid binding. Bases 327 to 1382 code for a protein of 351 amino acids. NCBI's taxonomy places the organism in Eukaryota, Metazoa, Chordata, Actinopteri, Esociformes, Esocidae.